Messenger RNA from Sardina pilchardus (European sardine), 1619 nucleotides. RefSeq names its product thyrotropin-releasing hormone receptor-like. Gene Ontology annotation, cellular component: membrane. The transcript has 3 exons. The record is from RefSeq and is a predicted model, not a curated record. The coding region runs from base 154 to 1593 and encodes 479 amino acids. Gene Ontology annotation, biological process: phospholipase C-activating G protein-coupled receptor signaling pathway. NCBI's taxonomy places the organism in Eukaryota, Metazoa, Chordata, Actinopteri, Clupeiformes, Clupeidae. Gene Ontology annotation, molecular function: thyrotropin-releasing hormone receptor activity.
CACACACACCUCACGGGAUAGCCGCCCCAAUGCCACCAGAAUCACUAACCAGGCUUCCGAAGAAGGGAAUCCAGCUUAGCUGCAGCAGCUGAACUCAGGCAUGAGGUGUGGUGAGUGUGCCUGAGGUGGAGUUUGUUCCAGAGGAGAGCCGAUAUGGAGCACACUGCCCAACCUCUUCACUGGCCCUACAAUGCCACCACCAGUGCCAACCCACUACAGGCGCUCUACAAUGCCACCGCCAGUGCCCAGACCGCCCAGCUGCCCCCUGAUGCCAGCGCGAGCACCCACGGCGUACCCGGCCUGCAUCUGCUGCUGGACGCCAGUGCCAGCGUGGGCAACGCGUCCGUGAUGACGCUGCUGCUGAACGCCAGCUCCAGCUCGCCAUCGCCGCCGGUGCCCCUCGGCCUGAUGAAGCGCCAGUCCACGGAGCUGCAGGCGGUCACCAUCCUGCUGGCGCUGCUGAUCUGCGGCGUGGGCAUCGCGGGCAACGUGAUGGUGGUGCUGGUGGUGCUGCGCGCGCGCCACAUGCUGACGCCCACCAACUGCUACCUGGUGAGCCUGGCGCUGGCCGACCUGGUGGUGCUGCUGGCGGCCGGGCUGCCCAACGUGUCGGACGUGCUGGCGUCGUGGGUGUACGGCUACUGGGGCUGCCUGCUCAUCACCUACCUGCAGUACCUGGGCAUCAACGUGUCGUCCGGCUCCAUCACCGCCUUCACCGUGGAGCGCUACAUCGCCAUAUGCCACUCCAUGCGGGCGCAGGUGCUGUGCACGGUGGCGCGCGCCAAGCGCAUCAUCGCGGCGGUGUGGCUGCUGACCGCGCUCUACUGCACCAUGUGGUUCUUCCUGGUGGACGUGCAGGAGACGCGCUACGCCGACGGCGUGCAGGUGGCGUGCGGCUACCGCGUCUCGCGCAACCUCUACACGCCCAUCUACUUCCUGGACCUGACGCUGUUCUACCUGGUGCCCCUGCUGGUGGCGCUGGUGCUGUACGGGCUCAUCGCGCGCAUCCUCUUCACCAGUCCCAUGGCCGACCACGGGGGCACCAACGGGUCCAUCCACCAGGGCCGCGCCAACAGCACCAUGCACCCAAGCGCAAGGGCCAAGACCAACAAGGGCGCCAUGAACUCCCGCAGACAGGUGACUAAGAUGCUGGCGGUUGUGGUGGUUCUGUUUGCCCUCCUGUGGCUGCCGUACCGGGCCCUGGUGGUGGUCAACUCCCUGAUGGACCCUCCGUACCUGGACGACUGGUUCCUGCUCUUCUGCCGCACCUGCGUCUACGCCAACUCCGCCAUCAACCCCAUCAUCUACAACCUCAUGUCCCAGAAGUUCCGCACCGCCUUCCGCGAGCUCUGCCGAUGUCGGGGGGGCGGGGGCGGCGCCCGCGGCGGGCUAGGCGGAGGGGGCAGCCAGAAGCAGCCCAGUCAGAAGACGUCGUCCGUCUACUACAGCGCCGUCAAGAGCUCGUCUCUGGACAGCCCGGAGCGCGUGACGGAGCAGGAGGAGCUGAACGCCUGCAGCGCCGCCACCAAGAGGGUCAACUUCAGACAGCAAGGGGCAGCGCGGGGCUCGGAGUCCAUGUUCAGCAUCGCCUAAGGAACAUCAGGGGAAUGGACAGAAGA